Pipra filicauda (Wire-tailed manakin) is the source of this 2522-nucleotide messenger RNA. RefSeq names its product gap junction protein alpha 8 (gene GJA8). The record is from RefSeq and is a predicted model, not a curated record. Gene Ontology annotation, biological process: cell communication. The coding region runs from base 1243 to 2433 and encodes 396 amino acids. Lineage: Eukaryota; Metazoa; Chordata; Aves; Passeriformes; Pipridae. The transcript has 7 exons. Gene Ontology annotation, cellular component: connexin complex.
GACCGAAUGCCCAGGCUUGCAUUCAUAGGCCAGUCCCAUCACCCCAAAUUCCUUACUGUGGCUCGAAUUUUCAGAUGGAAGCCUCACACCUAAGAAAACAAAUUUGGCAGGAAAAGGUCUGCGUUUUAGAGCUACUGAAAGGAGCAAGACAAUGCAGCAGGUCUGCAGAAGAGACAGGAAUAGAGCCCAGGUGUCCCUGAUCCCAUUGGACUGCUGGAGCCCCCCGACUGCAAAAAAUAUUUAUAUCCUUCAGAAGCAGCUGCAGUCUGCUUCCCCAUCCAGCUACCCCAAAGUAGCAGCACCAUUAGGUCAUUGCAUACAUGCUGGCAUGUGGCUGGUGAGAAGAAUAGACAGCCAAACCAUCAGACUCACGAGCAGAAAGUGUCUGUGCUGCCCAAGCCCUUCUAAGGAGUUUCAUCGUUUGCAAGGAAACAAGAAGAGAAUAAAACAGGGGGAAGAGAAAUCAGGACCUGAAUCUACUCUGAAGGCCAAGAUCUCUUGAGCUUUCCCUGGAAGUCAGCUUCAAAGGAAGAAACAGUUAAAAGGAUUUGAGAAAAGAGAGACAUGUGCCUGAAUGGUGGUAAGCAGCUUGCAGAGAAACACUUGGAAGAGUCCUCUUUAUGGGUUUGAACUCUAAGGAUCCCUGAAUAUAAAACAAUAAGCAACAAUUGAGCAGACUUAAAGUUUGACAGAGGCCGAGACUGUGCAUGUGGAAGAAUCUGAGGCGCAAUGAAACUUCCUGAGAACAGCCCUGGAAGGAUGAGCGCUGGUGCAGAUGGAGGCUGGGACAUCAAGAGGUGCCAGCAGAGGCUCUGAGCCUUUGCACACAGCCAGAGUGACCAGAAUUCUACUCAAGGCUGGGAAACAGGACUUCUUAAAGCAUCAUGCCUUUCAAAGCAUUACCAGUUUGGACCUCCUUCUGCUUUCAUGUAACAGUGGAGUUGGGUGGGGAUCAGUAAACCUGCUACCAGCCUCUCAUUUCUGCCACCAGUUUACCCAUCCAGAGAAGCGAACCUCGGCAUCCCGGCGCUGUCGGCGCAUGAAUGAGAAAACAUCGCCCGCUAGUGGCUCGGGCCGCGGGAGCUGCUGCUCUGCUGAUGCUGCUCCAGCAACUGUGCUGGGACAAGGGACAAGGCGGGUGGCUCUCCUUCCUCCUGCCCUCGGAUAAAAUCAGCAUCCCUCUGGAAAAGGUUGUCUCUGAGCUGAGCGAGAAGAGAGGUUCUGAAUGGAAGCGCUUAAGAAAUGGGUGACUGGAGUUUCUUGGGGAACAUUUUAGAGCAGGUGAACGAGCAAUCCACUGUCAUCGGGAGAGUUUGGCUCACAGUGCUCUUCAUUUUCCGCAUCCUGAUCCUGGGAACGGCGGCCGAGCUGGUGUGGGGAGACGAACAGUCAGACUUUGUGUGCAACACCCAGCAACCUGGUUGUGAGAACGUCUGCUAUGACGAGGCCUUCCCCAUCUCCCACAUCCGGCUCUGGGUCCUGCAGAUCAUUUUUGUAUCCACGCCUUCGCUGAUGUACUUUGGGCAUGCUGUGCACCACGUCCGCAUGGAGGAGAAGAGGAAAGAGAGGGAGGAAGCUGAGCGGCGCCAGCAGGCCGAGGUGGACGAAGAGAAGCUGCCCCUUGCUCCAAACCAAAACAAAGGCAACAACCCUGAUGCAACCAAGAAGUUUCGCCUGGAAGGUACUCUCCUGAGAACGUAUAUCUUCCACAUCAUUUUCAAAACCCUCUUUGAGGUGGGAUUCAUAGUAGGUCAGUACUUCCUGUAUGGCUUCCGGAUUCUCCCCCUUUACCGCUGCGGGCGGUGGCCCUGUCCCAAUCUUGUGGACUGUUUUGUCUCCAGGCCCACGGAGAAGACCAUCUUUAUUAUGUUCAUGUUGGUGGUGGCUGCCGUAUCCCUCUUCCUCAACCUGGUGGAGAUCAGUCACUUGAUCCUGAAAAGAAUCCGGAGGGCUCUGAGAAGACCAGCAGAGGAACCGCUUGGAGAGGUCCCGGAGAAGCCUCUCCCUGCCAUCACAGUCCCCACCAUCCCAAAGGCCAAAGGCUACAAGCUGCUGGAAGAAGAGAAGCCGGUGUCCCUCUAUUUCCCUCUCACGGAAGUAGGGGUUGAGCCCAGCCCCCUUCCAUCAGCCUACAAUGAGUUUGAGGAGAAGAUUGGGGUGGCUCCACUGGAAGAUCUCUCCAGGGCAUUUGAUGAGAGGUUGCCAUCGUAUGCACCAGCUAAGGAACCAGAAGAGGAGAAAGUAAGAGCGGAGGAGGAGGAGGAGCUAGAAGAGCAGCCUGAGGAGCCAGGGGUGAAGAAAGCAGAAGAGGAGGUGGUGAGCGAUGAAGUGGAAGGGCCUUCAGCACCUGCUGAACUCGCCACCGAUAUGAGACCCCUCAGCAGGCUAAGUAAAGCCAGCAGCCGGGCCAGGUCAGAUGAUUUGACUGUAUGAAGGUGCAGGAUACAGGGAGCACAUGAAAAGGAAAAAGUUGAAGAGAAAAGGAGAGAUAGAGAAAGAAUCAAAAGAUAUUUUUAAGCAAA